AACUAACCUAAUUCAUUUAUUUACCUCUUCUUAAUUAAGUUAUCACACUAUAAUAUCCAUAAGAUCAAUAUGGUUCAAAACCUACCAAAUAUGAUAGAAAAUAAUGAGAAUAUGUUAGAUAUGAAGCAGCUUCCUCCAGGGUUUAGGUUUGAUCCUACUGAUGAAGAGCUUGUACUUCAUUUCAUGUACUCCAAGCUUAAGCUUUCGUCGUCUUCGCGUAAUUAUCCUUCUAACAAUUGUAAUAAUCCUCAUCUUAUUCCCGAGUUAGAGGAUUUCUUUCAUCACUAUCAUCCUCGUCAACUUCAUGGUGAGGCGUUUGAGAGCUGUGGACAAUGGUACUUCUACACCAGAAAGACAGAGAACCGGGUAUCCGAAAACGGGUACUGGGAGGAAUUAGUGGGCAUGGAUCAACCCAUUUAUGCUGGAAAUAAUUGUAACAAGUUAGUAGGGUUGAAGAAAUGGUUGGUGUUCUACGACAAGGGAAUGUAUGCAUCAUCAGGGGUCAAAAAUGGAUGGUUCAUGCAAGAAUAUCAUGCAUGUAGCAAUAAUAAUCUCUUUAAAAGAAGAAAAUCAAAACAGCCAGCAGCUGAUGUGAUGAACAAGUGGGUUUUAUGUCGGGUGCAACAAGUAUGUGAUGAAUCUCAAUGGAUGAACACCUUAAAUGAAGACAAAUAUAACAACGAGGUGGAGCUUUCUUCUUCGGACGAAGCUGUGUUUUUAGCUAUGGAGGAGAAUGAUCAGGAUGAAGUAACUUACCCAUAUUAAAAACAUAUACGAAGUCUGUACGGAGUAAUAUAUAUACCACCGCCAAGCUUGUACAAAAAAGGAAAAACAUAGCAAUAUAGGAAAGAAAAAAAAAGAGAUAAAAGUGCAAAUAAUUUAACAUAAACAGUUUUUUUAUCCCUUGUAAAUAUUAGCUCAAGUGAAGUUUCAUUUUUCUUAUUUAUAAAGCUAAUUAUAUAGAGUUCAUUAGCUAUAAUUUUGUAUCUUGUAUGUGUUAUUUUCAUUAAUGAAGUUUCUUGUACAUUGAA
Chenopodium quinoa (quinoa) is the source of this 1031-nucleotide messenger RNA. Its product is annotated as NAC domain-containing protein 104-like. Lineage: Eukaryota; Viridiplantae; Streptophyta; Magnoliopsida; Caryophyllales; Amaranthaceae. Gene Ontology annotation, biological process: system development; regulation of DNA-templated transcription. The transcript is spliced from 3 exons. The record is from RefSeq and is a predicted model, not a curated record. Gene Ontology annotation, molecular function: DNA binding. Bases 70 to 765 code for a protein of 231 amino acids.